Molecule: messenger RNA, 966 nt
Organism: Strongyloides ratti
Lineage: Eukaryota; Metazoa; Nematoda; Chromadorea; Rhabditida; Strongyloididae
Product: Protein of unknown function DUF273 family-containing protein
Exons: 1
Coding region: 1-966 (321 amino acids)
Source: RefSeq, a predicted model, not a curated record
AUGAUAUUCGAUAAUAAUAAUUUAACAAAUUAUGCACAAGCAAUUAAAACAGUUGAAUGUUACUGUUUACAUUAUAAUUAUACAUUUGAAGUAAUAAUCACUACAAAUACAAAUUAUAAUUUAUUAAUUGGAUGUGACCAAAUAGAUUUUAUGUUUAAAAGACAUUGUAUUGUAUCUAAUUAUGGUUUAAAAUUUGCAGAUAGUAUAAAAUAUAUUGUAUUUUUAGAUGGUGAUAUGGGUGUUGUUAAUCCAUUACAUAGAAUAGAAGAAUAUCUUCCUAGAAAUGAAGAAGAAAUAUUAUUUUAUGAUAGAGUAUUUAAUAGUGAAGUAGCUGCAGGAAGUUAUAUAAUAAAAAAUGAUUUUUAUGCAAGAAAUUUUUUAAAGUAUUUUGCUAAUUAUGAUUUUAAAAUCCCUAUGAUGAAUGAUGGACGUGAUAAUGUUGCUUUACAAGUUGUUCUUAUUAAUUCAAUAGGACCUAAAAAGUAUAAAUCCGAAUAUGAACAAUGUAUGAAAAUUUAUAAUUACUCUGUUGGUUUUGAUCAAAAUAUGAUAGUGGUAUCAUGCUUUAAAUGGAUAUUAAAUAAAUUAGAUGAAACACCAAAUGAUAUAAAUCAUUAUGCAUUUAAUAAAGGAAAAAUUAAAAUAAUUAGAAAAUUAUCAAUGAGAAAAUGGGUACGAGACACCUGGCUUACAGGUUGGAGAUUUUGUGAUAAUGAUUUUUUACAUCACGGUUGGAAAAUGCACGAAAUUAAAAAAAGUCAUCGCAUAAUUAAAACUGAAUUUGAUUCAUCAACUGAUUUAUGUAAAAGUUCAGAUUUUUUACUUGGUUGGAAUUAUAAUUUGUCUCUAAAAGUUAAUUGUGAAGAAGUAACUAGUGAAAUUAAGAAUUGGAUAAAAUAUGCAAAUGAUACAUAUGCCAAAAACGUUUUCUUAAGUAAUGUUACUAAAGAAUUAUUUAUACAAUGA